AUGCGCCUGAUGCAGUCGGAUCUUGCUAUCCUCAAUGCGGAGCAGUAUGAUGUCGGCGUCCACUUCCCAGGCACGCGGCCAAGGAAGGCCCAGGCAUCGACGCACACUGAGGCUGGCCCUCGCAAGAAGAUGAAGACUUCUGUCACCGUUGCUGAGACUACGGAGCACGAGGAAGAAGAGAAAAAGAGAUCCAGGGGACGGCCCAGGUUGGACACAAAGGAUGAGACCGCCGCCGAGCGGCGUCGAACACAGAUUCGGCUAGCCCAGCGGGCUUACAGAAAUCGGAAGGAGAAUGCAAUCUCCACAUUAGAGAAGAGAGUCCAGGAACUGAAGGAGACCAAUGAGGAAAUGAGCAACGCAUUCAUGAAGCUUCACGAUUUCGCCGUCAGUAGCGGAUUGCUCGAACAGCUCCCGGAAUUUGGUCGUCAGCUACGAUCUACGACAGAGAUGUUUCUAGCUCUUGCCAAGAAAUCUGCUGAGGAAAAUGACAAGGAGCACAGCCAUAGCGCCAGUCCUGAGCACGAGGCCGAGGAGUCAAGCGUUGAUGCUCUGUCCAAGCGUGUACAUCAAGAUGCGGUGCCAUCAUCGCACGUGUCUACCAGACAGACUCCGGCUGCUCCGGCUCAGCUAUAUGGAGGAUUUAUGGUCAGCCACGAGUCUGUUACACACGCAGACAUGGUUGAACCUAUGCUAUCCACGACAUACCAGACCCAGGAAGAUUCAAUGAACACAACAAAUACCGACCUAGGUUACGAAAUUGUUACAGUACCCACCCUCGAGAACGCCUCAUUUCCUUUUGGCCUGAACCCGGACUCACCCUUCGGCGAUAUAUUCUCACACAACCCUUCCCACCAUAGUCCUCUUCACACGCCUCUACUACCGAUUCCUAACACAUACGCUUACCAAGAGUCUACUUUUGGACGCCGGCUGCAGAGAGUUGCUCUCGAGAAGGGUUUACAGCUGAUCACUAUGCCCAACCCACCAAAGGAGGCGUUUGCCAAGGUCUUUGGCUUCUGCAUUCUGUUCGAACCUAUCGAGAAGAUAAAAGAACGUCUUCGUGCUGGCCUGAAAAAAUCGAAGGAAGAGAGUAUGCACUACUGGCAGUUCCCUUUCCUGCAGCUUGGUGGUGCUGGUUCACACGUCCCUGGCUUUAGCUCUACCACCACGCCGCCGAACAUGAGCCCUUUCCAAUCUGGUGAAGAUGGUCACCGCAUCGGUAGCAGUGGUACCAUCGAGCGGUUCAAGCAUCCCAAUGCGUCGUCUGGGUUCGGAAUUGGGCCAUUCACCGAGGCGGUUAGUGAGGCUCGGGAUAAGCGUAUUGGCUCUCGCAUGCGUAUCAAUCUCCCCGGGUUCCAAGGUGACUUCUACGACAGUGACGAGGUCGAACUUUACCUACAAGAACGAGGCGUUUCUAUCGGCGCCGCACAAGACUUUGUGACAGUCGAGGUAGACAUGAAUUUAUUUGAUGACGAGGCCGACGGCCAAUCCCUGAUGCUAUCUCACUCAACCACUCCACCGCCGGCGAAUAUAUUCGGAUCUAGCAGCGCGGAUCUAGGAGGUUUUACCGGGAUGCACGGGCUUGAUGCCUCCAAUGGGUUCGGCGCACAAAACAUGCACUCUACUGGAAGCCUAUCAAGCUCGAGUCUGAGCCCGCACCAAAGUCCAGGAAGCAGCUCGGACGACACUACCAUCCUGACCAUGCCCGACGCGUCUGUGAUCGGUAACUGGCCGAGCAGUAUGCUUCUUCCCACAACGACAGCAGCAACGGUCGAUGACCCCAUGGCGAACAUGUUUGCUACAAGUGGCGCUGGGGCAUUCGGCGACAGCAACUUUUUCGCAUUUUCUGGACUGGAUGCAAACCAGGGAAGCAAGAGAAUUGUAACGAUUGAUGUGAAUCGCUUCAUUCAAGAACUUGUCGAGCGGACUACAUGCUUGGGUCGGUCUCCGGGCUUCCGGCCAAAGGAUGUGAAUACUGCUUUCUGGAUUGCCACGCGAAAUGGUUAG
Messenger RNA from Phaeoacremonium minimum UCRPA7, 2004 nucleotides. RefSeq names its product putative bzip family transcription factor protein. Bases 1 to 2004 code for a protein of 667 amino acids. The record is from RefSeq and is a predicted model, not a curated record. Gene Ontology annotation, biological process: regulation of DNA-templated transcription. NCBI's taxonomy places the organism in Eukaryota, Fungi, Ascomycota, Sordariomycetes, Togniniales, Togniniaceae. Gene Ontology annotation, molecular function: DNA-binding transcription factor activity. The transcript is spliced from 3 exons.